Eruca vesicaria subsp. sativa (arugula) is the source of this 1224-nucleotide messenger RNA. The record is from the annotation of a GenBank genome assembly. Lineage: Eukaryota; Viridiplantae; Streptophyta; Magnoliopsida; Brassicales; Brassicaceae.
AUGAUUCGAGGAGCGCUUCUUGGAAUCAUCUGGAUGACAUAUUGUGUCUGCGCGUCAUUCCAACAAGAGACGACGUUCGUCUACAACGGCUUCGACCAAGGAGACCUUAGUAUUCACCUUCAGGAGAGUGCAAAAAUCCUUCCAAAAAAAGAUAUCUUGCAACUGACGAAUGCAACUACAACGCAAAUGGGUCGGGCUUUCUUCGAGCAGCCUAUUGUGUUCAAACCAUCAGAACCAGUUUCGUUCUCGACACAUUUUGUCUGUGCGCUUGUCCGUGUUGGUGAGGUUCGUGGCCAUGGCAUGGCGUUUUUUGUGUCCCAUUCCACUGAUUUCAAAGACGCCGAACCAACUCGAUACUUCGGGCUUUUCAACCCUAGUGGAUCUGCUUCCACACGUGUGUUGGCUGUUGAGCUUGAUAUUGCUAAAGCUUCGGAUGUGCAAGACAUCAAUGAUAAUCAUGUUGGGAUUGAUGUGAACAGUCCAAAGUCUCUGGUAGCUGCUCCCGCGUCUUAUUUCUCAGACAAAGAAGGUCGGAAGAUAGGCAUAGAACUCGUGAGUGGCGAGCCUAUCCAGGUCUGGGUGGAUUAUGUGGGAACAAGACUGAACGUUUCAUUGGCUCCUCUUGGAAACCAGAAACCAAGCCGACCUCUUUUGUCAUCCAAAUCCAUCAAUCUUACGGAGAUUGUGCAAGGUAGAAGAAUGUUUGUAGGCUUUUCUGGUUCAACAGGGUCAAGCGUGGUGAACCAGUAUGUACUCGGGUGGAGUUUUAGCAAAAGCUUGGCGUCCUUGCAGAAGAUUGACAUCUCAAGACUUCCCAAAGUUCCUCAUCCUAGCAUUAAAAAUAACUAUUUAUCUCGGGUGCUUGAUGUUCUGCUGGGUUUGCUAGCUUUCUUAGUUUUGGGGCUUGUUUUUUGGGCUUAUAUGUAUAGGAGAAACUUGUACGCCGAAUUCUCAUCCGAAGAUGUCGAGAGGGUUCUGAAAGUCGGUUUGCUCUGUACAAACCUUGCUCCAGAUGCAAGACCGUCUAUGGAGCAAGUGGUGCAGUACAUAAAUGGAAACGUAGCAAUGCCCGAGGUUUGGCCAGAUUCUCCCGGAAUUGGAGUUCUCACUCCAAUGGUUUUUUCACCAUCACAACACUCUCUCCCUUCCCUAUCAUUGUGUUCUUCCUCAUACAACAACUCUAUGUUUAUUACUCAUACAGUCUUCCACGGGAGUGGACGAUGA